AUGUCUAUCCCACCCUCUUUAUAUCUCUCUAUGUCUCUUCCUAUCUAUCGCAACCUCUUGACAAACAGGCUUGAGGCAAAAGAAGGCGAACUAGAGACAUCAAAAUCAAAGAAGUACGAGGAUUUAUAUCGAUCUCACUCUCACUCUCUCUCAUGGUCUUUAUAUCUCUCUCUCUCUCUCAUGGAAUAUCUCUAUUUUUUGGUCUUUAUAUCUCUCUCUCAUGGUCUUUUAUCUCUCUCUCUCUCUCUUGGUCUUUAUAUCUCUCUCUCUCUCUCUCUUAGGAAUUAUCUCUCUCUCUCUCUCUCAUGGUCUUUAUAUCUCUCUCUCUCUCUCAUGGUCUUUAUAUCUCUCUCUCUCUCUCAUGAAUUUUAUCUCUCUCUCUCUCUCUCAUGGUCUUUAUAUCUCUCUCUCUCUCUCAUGGUCUUUAUAUCUCUCUCUCAAAAUGGUCUUUAUAUCUCUCUCUCUCCUUCUCUCUCAUGGUCUUUAUAUCUCUCUCUCUCUCAUGGUCUUUAUAUCUCUCUCUCCUUCUCUCUCAUGGUCUUUAUAUCUCUCUCUCCUUCUCUCUCAUGGUCUUUAUAUCUCACUCUCCUUCUCUCUCUCCUUCUCUCUCACUCUCCUUCUCUCUCUCCUUCUCUCUCAUGGUCUUUAUAUCUCACUCUCCUUCUCUCUCUCUCUCAUGGUCUUUAUAUCUCUCCUUCUCUCUCUCUCUCUCAUGGUCUUUUCUCUCACUCUCCUUCUCUCUCUCUCUCUCAUGGUCUUUAUAUCUCACUCUCCUUCUCUCUCUCUCUCUCAUGGUCUUUAUAUCUCACUCUCCUUCUCUCUCUCUCUCUCAUGGUCUUUAUAUCUCACUCUCCUUCUCUCUCUCUCUCUCAUGGUCUUUAUAUCUCACUCUCCUUCUCUCUCUCUCUCAUGGUCUUUAUAUCUCACUCUCCUUCUCUCUCUCAUGGUCUUUAUAUCUCUCUCCUUCUCUCUCUCUCUCAUGUUGAUAUUAUUAUUAUUCUAUAUCAUUCUGUCUUUUUAAUCACUCAUUCAUUCUCUUCCUAUCUACCACAUUCUCUCUCUCUCUCUAUCAUUUCAUUCUCUAUUUCACUCUAUGUCCUCAUAUCUAUCUAA
Molecule: messenger RNA, 1113 nt
Organism: Acanthosepion pharaonis
Lineage: Eukaryota; Metazoa; Mollusca; Cephalopoda; Sepiida; Sepiidae
Source: the annotation of a GenBank genome assembly